AUGUAUGAUGCAUCACAAAUAUUAUCUAAUAUUGCGACCCUACCUCAAAUAGAUAGCAUCUUUAUUUUCAACUGGGAAAAAGUCGAUAAUGAACAUUUAGUUCUAGAACAUUCCAAAUUGAUUGGUAUCUAUGAUGAACUCGAUUUAUUGUGUUUAUCAAUUCAAGAACAAAUUGAUUUUUUCGAUCAACAUAUACAAACAUUCAGCUUCUUCGAUCAAGAUGAAUAUAUAACAAAAGAUCUAUCUAAACAAACUGCUGAUCUUCUUUGGUUUCAACUUUAUCAUGAUGUUCUCUCUGAGUUAACAAAUGAUCAGCAAGCUAAACAAGAAAUGAUUGAUGCCUGUCGUUUCUAUUAUAGAGACAAUAUCAAAGAAUUAAAAAUGAUUGGAGAAUUUGAAAAUGAAUAUCGACCAGAAGAAGCUUUUCAGUGGUAUUCGAAAAAAACAUUUGUCUACAAAAUCAUCAAAAAAGCAUUGAGAAAUAAAGAUUUCAAUCAACUCCAUACAUUUCGGUAUUUUAUGAAAGAUUUAACAGAAAAUUUCGUUCAACAACAUCAAAAGAUGAUUCAAUCUUGUAAAGAAACACUAAUGAUGUAUCGAGGACUUAAAUUAACAAGUGAUCAAAUCGAGAAAUUUAAAGAGAACGAAGGUAAACUGAUUUCAAUGAAUGGAUUUUUCACAACAAGUAGUCUUCGCUCAAUUGCAUUGAACCAAGCAAUGAAACCUUCGAAACGAAUUGAUCUAAUUCCUGUUCUCCUAGAAAUUCAAUACAAUCUACAAGAGUUGAGCGACAAUAUUGUUGUUGCUGACAGUGCUCAUUUUAAUGAAUCUCUACGUGAAGAAGAGAAAGAAAUAUUCUUCGAUUCAAAUACCACUUUUCGAUUGGACAAUAUACGAAUGGAAGAUGAAAUGUAUUUGAUUAAAAUGAGUACAUCGAAUGAAGGUCAUAUUAUCAAAGAAAAAUAUAUCAAAGACUCACAUCGUCAAAGGAAAGAUCUAAGCAUUAGAAUUCUCUUCGGACGAUUGAUGUGUGAUAUAGGUCAAUGGAAUCAAUCACAAAACUUCUUCGAACAUUUAUUAAAUGACUCGAGUAACAACAAUGAACAUCUGGCACAGAUUGAAUAUAGUCUUGGUGAGGUUCUGCAAUGGAAAGGAGAAUGGAAUGAAGCACGAAAAUAUUAUGAUCGAGCUUAUGGGCGAGUGAAGAAUAUGAAACCAACACAAACCAAGGAUUUAGCUGACAUACUCUUCAAUAUUGGUGAAAUCCUCUAUUUAGAAGGAAAGUAUGAAGAAGCUCGUGAUUAUUAUGAACGUUCAUUAGCAAUUCGAAAGGAAUAUUAUUCCCUUGUCAAGAUUGAUCAGUUAUGCUCACCGAAUUACCUACACAACAGUUUGCUAAGUCGUGUAUGCAGAUCAUUUUGGUUUGUUUUAUUGAAUUCAGGCAGAAUCUUGCAAUCGUAUUGCAUCUGGUUUUGGACUAGAUAUCUCCUAAAAAUAUCUUGUUGGUUUCGUUUGAAAUAUGCAGAAAACACAAUGGACAUUGUUGACAAACAGUCGAACAAAAGUCAAUUACAAGAAAUGUGUCGAAAGUUACUAGAAACCGGUCGGUUACAAUUGAGUGAAACUCGAUUGGAUGGUCAUGUGUCUAUCGCUGCUAAUCUCCGCAGCUUCGGCAAAAUACUCUUCCGACAAGCCAAGUAUGAUGAAGCACUUAUCUUUCAUCGGCAAGCACUGGUGAUGCUCGAAGAAUAUUACCAAUCUCCUCAUAUCGACAUCGCUGUUAGUCUUGGCUACAUAGGUCAAGUUCUUACAUAUCAAACAAAAUAUGAUGAAGCCCUCGAUUUUUGUCAACGAGCUAUGGUAAUAUAUACAAGAUAUUAUCCAAAUGGUCAUGUAUACAUCGCCUCUACUCUCAACUACAUUGGUUACAUUGUCUAUCUUGAAGGCAAACAUGAUGAAGCUCUGAAGAUUUAUGAACGAGCAUUGACUAUACAACAAAAGCAUUAUCCAUCUGGUCAUGUUGAUAUAGCUCGUAGUCUUUGUGGAAUAGGAAAUGCUUAUUAUGCACAAGGAAAAUAUGAUGAAGCUCUAAUAUUUCAACAAGAAAUGCUGGAUAUUGCACAGAAAUAUUAUUUUCCUGGUCACGACGAUAUUAUUUGUGGUUUAAACAACAUUGGCUAUAUACAAAAGGAACAAGGACAGUAUGCUGCAUCUCUUUAUUUUUAUCAACAAGCACUAGCACUACAAGAACAAUAUUAUCCAUCUUAUUAUGCUAACAUUGCUAACACUCUCAAUAACAUUAGCAAUACACUAUUUUGUCAGUCAAAAUAUGAUGAAGCUCUAAAUUAUUGUCAACGAGCACUAACGAUGCAAGAGACCUAUUAUUAUCCAUCGGGCAAUAUUUCAAUGGCCUCAAGUCUCAACAACAUUGGCAACAUCUUAGAUUGUCAAGGAAACUGCAAAGAAGCUGCCGGUUUUCUUCAACGAGCAUUAGCAACUGUUGAAAAACAUAAUCCAUCUGAUCAUUCUUCUAUUACUUUUUAUUUGAAUAACAUUGGAAUUGUAGUAUGCAAGCAAGAAAACUAUGAUGAAGCUCUUGAUUAUCAUCGGCGAGCACUCGAAAUUCAAGAAAGAUACUGUCCAUCUUGUCAGCAUGAGAUAGCCAAUACUCUCAAUUAUAUAGGUAAUGCUCUCAUUGGACAGAAAAAAUACGAUGAAACUUUGACGUUUUAUGAACGUGCACUCGAAAUGCAAGAGAAGUACUAUCCAAAUGGUCAUGUGCACAUUGCGACAACUCUCAUUAAUAUUGGCACAACAUUUCGUCGACAACAAAUAUUCGAUAAAGCCAUUGAAUAUCAUCAAAAAGCAUUAGAAAUUCAACAGAAAUAUUAUCCAUCAGACAGUAUCUUCAUAGCUGAUACUAUUAAUCGUAUUGGUCAUGUUCUGUACGAUGAUAAAAAGUAUGAUGAAGCAAUUGACUAUUAUCGACGGGCACUUUCAAUGCAAGGGAGUUCCCAUCCUGAUGGUAAUAUCGAAAUUUCUCAUACUUUCAGCUUUAUUGGUAAUACUCUAUAUGAACAGAAGAAGUACGAUGAAGCACUUCAACUUCAUCAAAAAGCCUUAGCUAUUCAAGAAAAACAUUAUAAAUUCGCUCAUAUCGACAUCGCUAAGAGUCUCAACUUUAUUGGUAAUAUCCUAUAUAGUCAAGAAAAAUAUGAUGAAGCUAUUGAUUUCUAUCAACGAUCAUUAGAUAUUCGAGAAAAACUUCAUGCAUUUGGUUAUGUUGGAAUUGCUACCGUUCUUAGCAAUAUUGGAAAUGCUUUUCAUGGACAACGAAAGUACGAUGAAGCUCUUGAUUUUUAUCAACGGGCACUAAAAGUUCGAGAGAAUUUUGAUGCAACCAAUCAUGUUGGCAUUACUGAUAACUUGAUAAACAUUGCCUUUGUUCUAAGAGAUUAUGGCAAGUACAAUGAAGCUAUCGAAUUUCAACAACAAGCAUUGAUAAUACGAGAAUACAAUUAUCCUUCUGAUCAUUUGAAUAUUGCUUAUAGUUUAAGCAAUAUCGCUUAUAUUAUGUCUCUACAAAGAAAAUAUGAUGACGCUCUCUAUUUCUACCAACGAGCGUUAAGAAUCUACGAAAAAUGUUAUCCAUCGAAUUCUAUUGAGAUUGCUAAUAGUCUCAUUGAUAUUGCUGAUGUUCUCAAAAAACAACGAAAGUACGUAGAAGCCAUUCAAUUUCAACAGAGAGCAUUGAACAUUCGAGAAGAAAAAUAUUCCUCAUGUCAUGAGAAAAUUGCAGAUAGUUUGAAUCGCAUUGCUGACAUUCGAAUCGAUCAAGGAGAAUACAAUUUAGCACUCGACUCUUAUCAACGAGCUUUAGCAAUUCUCGAAAACUGCUAUCCAUCUGGACAUGUUGAUAUUGCUGAGAAUCUACGAUAUAUUGGUAUCACUUUAAAUCGACAAAAAAAAUAUGAUGAAGCUGUAGAUUUCUGUCAACGAGCAAUGUCAAUUUACGAGCAAUAUUAUCCAUCCGAUCAUGAAAACCUUGCAACUUGUCUAGGUACUAUUGGUUAUAUAAUGAAUAAUCAAGGAAAAUAUGAUGAAGCUCUUGAUUUUUAUUAUCGAGCACUGGCAUUUUACAAGAAAGUUUCUUCCAAUCAGUCAAAUACUGCUACUUGUCUGAAUAAUAUAGCUCAAACUUUAAAAAAUCAAAGAAGAUAUAGUGAAGCUGUCGAUUUUCAAAAACAAGCAUUAGAAAUUCUCAAAAGUAAUUCAUCUAAUGAUCAAUUUGUAAUAGCUAACAGUCUCAAAAAUAUCGGUAAUACUCUAUUUAAGCAAACAAAAUAUGAUGAAUCUCUCGACUUUUGUCGACAAGCAUUGAUCAUAUUCGAAGAAUAUUAUCCGAAUGAUUAUAUUGAAAUUGCUGACUGCCUGUACUGGCUUGCAGCUAACUUCAAUAGAAAGUUUCAGUUCGAUCUCGCUAUUGAAUAUUUGGAAAGAUGUUUAUCAAUUGAAGAAGCCAGCUUAUCUUCAGAAGAUCUCUCCAUUGCUAAUAUACUUGACUGUUUGUCACAAGUACAAACAAGAAAAGGUGAACAUAAAAUCUCUCUUAAAUAUGAACAGAAUUGUUUCUUAAUGCGUCGCAAAGUUCUACCACCAAAUCAUGAAGACAUUGGUAAUAGUUUAUCAAGCAUAGGUGAAAUUUAUGAAAACCUUGAUAAAUCUACAUUGGCACUUGAUUAUUAUCAACAAGCAUUAGCUAUAUAUAGGAAAUGUUUGCCUUUCUGGCAUGAUAACAUAUGGAAGACCACAUCGAAUAUUGAACGACUUUCGGAAGAACUUGGCAUAGAACUCAAUGAUUGA
Messenger RNA from Rotaria sp. Silwood1, 4863 nucleotides. NCBI's taxonomy places the organism in Eukaryota, Metazoa, Rotifera, Eurotatoria, Philodinida, Philodinidae. The record is from the annotation of a GenBank genome assembly.